Haliaeetus leucocephalus (bald eagle) is the source of this 918-nucleotide messenger RNA. RefSeq names its product dynein, light chain, Tctex-type 3 (gene DYNLT3). Gene Ontology annotation, biological process: microtubule-based movement. Bases 533 to 853 code for a protein of 106 amino acids. NCBI's taxonomy places the organism in Eukaryota, Metazoa, Chordata, Aves, Accipitriformes, Accipitridae. The transcript is spliced from 5 exons. Gene Ontology annotation, cellular component: cytoplasmic dynein complex; kinetochore; cytoplasm. Gene Ontology annotation, molecular function: dynein intermediate chain binding. The record is from RefSeq and is a predicted model, not a curated record.
UCGUGCGGUACCUGGGGGCCCGGCUCGGGGCUGCCCGCGGUCUUCGGAGAGCCUGUUCCAGCGCUGGGAGCUGGAAGUUCGUGCGAGGGGAAGUGGAAGCGGGGUUGGGGGGUGCUGCCGCCCGCCCCGGUGCUCUCGGUUUGCGGCCAUUUUUCUUGUCUCACCCCUGGAAGGAAAAAAAAAAAACCCUAAAAAACCCAACAACCUACAAGUGCUGGGCCCGGUCUGCGCUGCAGGCUGAUCCCUGCCUGCCAGAACUGAGGAGCCUUUCCCUGCCCACGGGCCUUCCAGCCGGUCUCCAGCCACCAGUUUUCCUUAAAAAAAAAAAAAUGCUCGUAGAGACAUUAUUGCCCUUGAGGUUUCUGUCCGUGCCCAAGUGUUUGAAAUUAGUCGCUGUGAAGAGGCAGAUGGCACAACCGUGCGUGCCGUGUUUCCUUUGGAAGCCGAGCUAAAUGCUGAUGGGUAGGAAUGAGCAGAAAAUAGGAGGCAUCGAAGCUUGCAAGAUUUUUCUGCACUUGAGAAAGUUACUUGGAUGAUCUUCAAUGCUGAUGAGGCCCACAACAUAGUUAAGGAGUGCAUAGAAAGUGUUUUAGGCAAGGCGGAUUAUAAUCACAACAAAGUCAACCAGUGGACUGCUGCUAUAGUAGAACAGUCGCUGACACAUCUGGUAAAACUCGGAAAAACAUACAAGUACAUUGUAACCUGUGCGGUGAUGCAGAAGAGUGGAGCUGGUCUUCACACAGCAAGCUCAUGCUUCUGGGAUACUACAACUGAUGGAACCUGCACAGUGAGAUGGGAAAACCGAACAAUGAACUGCAUUGUCAAUGUGUUUGCUGUUGCUAUUAUCCUGUAGCUGACUGGAAGAUAAAUAUAAGCAACACCGAAGCCUUUAAAAAAAAAAAAAUCAUCCAAACACAU